This is a messenger RNA of Bemisia tabaci, 1610 nucleotides long. The record is from RefSeq and is a predicted model, not a curated record. Lineage: Eukaryota; Metazoa; Arthropoda; Insecta; Hemiptera; Aleyrodidae.
AUGGAACACUCUCUUGAAGGUUACUUCAAAGUGGUUUGUUACUUCACCAAUUGGGCCUGGUACCGACAAGGUUACGGGAAAUAUCUUCCAGAGGACAUCAAUUACAAACUUUGCACACAUAUUGUUUACGGGUUCGCUGUUUUGGAUGGUGAAAACUACAUCAUUAAACCUCAUGAUUCCUGGGCUGAUGAAGAAAAUNCAGCAAUUUUCUUGAGAGAGGCGAAGAGACCCAAGGAUAGCACAAAAAGGAGAAAACUCAAGGAGAAGACGGAGGAAGAGGAGCCGACAACGGAGGAGGAGGACCCGGACGACGCAGCCAUCAAUGCCGGUCUCACCGUGGACGAUUUCUUCAUCUACGAGAAGAAUCCUUGCAGAAAAUACGAAGAGCACGGAACUGAAAAUAAGCACAAAUACAAGAAGGGCUGCAAGCACAUGGUCGUCCGGACCAAGAAUUACACCGUGCACGUCAGGGCGCUACCCCGGUGCCCGGACAUGGGAGGGGGCAGAUGUUUCGAGUUCCCCGGGCUCUCAGGGCGCUGCUACGUCCUCACCAACAACACUGCACCCAAGUCGUUGAGGAAAUGGGUCCUUGUCAACAAUUGCUUUGACUGGGUGUCAUCCCAGAACACACAGGCGACAGACACCAACCCGAACCCAGUAACGAGCCCGCCGUCCGGGAGGAACGUAGUGGACAAGAAAUCCAAAUCGCGAUCGCCGAAAGCGCCCAGUUCGUGGAAGCCCUUCACGCUGCCGACGAGCACGGCGGGGGUGCGUGCGGCUCAGAAGAGGGUCAAGGGAAAGCGCGGGAAGCGGCUCAAGGAGGAGGGCGACGAGCCGGAGGAGGUGGAACCGACCGACCCCAGCGACGACGUCAUCGACUCCCCCCUCACUGUCGACGGGAUCUUCAUCUACCAGGAUAACCCGUGCAAGAAUUACAAGGAGAACCAGUUCAUUCCCACCCUCUCGAACUACCAUCGCAAGGUGGGCUGCAGGCAUAUCGCCCGGCGGAUCAAGACGUACAGCCUCCUCAGGCCGGGAGGCCUCCCCAACUGCCCAGAUCCCGGCCCCGGCAGGUGCUUCGCGUUUGACAAACACGUUGGCAGGUGCUACCUCCUUGUCAACAAAACCCAACCCCGAAAUGUGAGGAAGUUCGUGCUUGCAAACAACUGCUUCUACAGUCCUUCUAUUCUACCACCGUCGAAUAUCAUACCGCCGGCUGUUGCAACACCUCCUCUGGCUCCGCCGCCUGUGCCAGUUGCUUUUCCUGGGUAAGGAGCAUCGAUAGAGCUAAAGAUAGAGCAUCGAAGAGCUAUAAUAGAGUGGAGGCGCCCCCCUCCCCCCAUCCUCGGCACCAGGAUAGCUCACUGGACAAAAUGGGUCUGUUUCACGCGAGAGAUACAGACAAAUAUUUUAAAUGUAUUUUAAAUUGUAAACUUGAAAUUUUCUUGUAAUGCAAAUAAAUAUAAAUGAAUUAAAAUAAGAUAAAGUGAAUGAGAAGUGAAUAAGUUAAAAAGAGAAAAUAAUACAUAGAGGAUCAGAAAAACCGAUCGGAGCAAAUCUCAUAAAAACUUGUAAAUGUCUUCUUUUUAUUCAAUAUAUUUUACUAAAUG